AUGUCCCCGUUGUACGCGCCCUUAGCUGCCGGCGCCGAGGACGACGACGACCCGAUGAGCACGACGUCGCUUCCGGAGGAGGUGACCGUGUCCACCGUCGGCGCGAGGGCGGUCGGCACCGGGCACCACUUGCUCAAGGUGGAGGGCUACUCGCGGCUCAAGCGCACGCGCGGCGGCAACGGCAGCCACCUCCAGUCCGGCGAGUUCAGGGACGCCGGCUUCGUCUCGCUGUACCUGUCCCUCGCUAACCCCGGCAGCGCCGCCGUCCACGCCGAGGUCGAGUUCGAGCUGGUCGACCAAUGGCCGGGCACGCCGCUGGCGCGGUGGUGCAGGCACCGCAAGCGCUCGCCGGCUUACCCCUUCCAGGCGGGCCAGUCCUGGGGCUUCCCCAAGUUCAUCGGCGCCGCCGCCCUCGAAGGCGGCGGCGGCUCCAGGUUCCUCCGGGGCGACUGCUUCGCCGUCCGGUGCAAGGUUACCGUCGUCGAGGAGCGGGGCGCGGCGGCGGCGGAGGACAUGGAGAGGAUGGGGGUGGUCUGCCUGUGCAAGGACGCCUCGUGCAACAAGCUCCACCGCGCGAGGCCGCCCGAGACCUUCAAGCAGGCGUUUGCUAGCUUCUGUCUUUACAUCUGUGGAUAA
Messenger RNA from Panicum virgatum (switchgrass), 636 nucleotides. RefSeq lists its product as uncharacterized. Gene Ontology annotation, molecular function: protein binding. Lineage: Eukaryota; Viridiplantae; Streptophyta; Magnoliopsida; Poales; Poaceae. The record is from RefSeq and is a predicted model, not a curated record. The coding region runs from base 1 to 636 and encodes 211 amino acids. Gene Ontology annotation, biological process: protein ubiquitination. The transcript has 2 exons.